GGGAGCGCAAACGUAUGUACAUACGCGCUGUUAAAAUUGGCGCAUUCCAGGUGACACCUUCGAAGAGGAGGAAGAAAGGAACAACCCUCACGUAUACACAUAAGCAUACAUACACGCAUAUAUAUUGCGCACCUGCGGAAUGGCAUUUUUGAAAAAUAAAAUAACAAAUCGGAAACGACUUUUUUUGCGUCCCCCAUGGGGCACAUUUUGCUACAUUCCAUUUUGUUUAUCUUCCAAUUAGCUCUCCCUGGAAAGCUUGCAAACGUCCCAAAUCUGCCAACAAUUCCUAACCUUCCAAAACUUCCCCUCCUUCCAACACUUCCCACCCUUCUUAACGGAAGAAACGCGCCACGUUUUGAGAAAAUACAAAUGACAGGAGCAGCACAAAAGUGUGAAUAACCCAGGGGUCAAUUUUUUUCCUUUUUAAUUCCCCCCAACCCCCCUAAUUGUGAAGCUUUAAAAUAUUCAAACAGUUAUGCACACGUCGUCUUCCUCCCUGGACUGAAAAAACUGCCUCACAAGUAUUUGACACCCCCUUUGAGCAGUUUCCCCACGCGCUUCUCCUCUCUCCAUCCAAAUGGCGAAUAUUAAAGAAGCGAAAUAUGACCUGGGGUUAGACAUGACUGUAGAGGAUCAGAAGAAAAUAGGAAAGUUCACCAACCUACAUUUUAAACAAUCGGUUUACGAGCAAAAGAUAAAAUUAAUGAACGAAAGUAUUUCCAAUAUUGACGCAUCGAUAGACGAAGUUUCUUUGGUGUUCGAUCCGCAAGAUGUUAUGUUGGGCAUAGGUGACUGCUUCUUCAGCGUCGACACCGAGUACAUGGAGAAAAAUCUCGAGCAGGUAAAAGCCGAGGAGAAGAAAAAUUUGAGGAAGUUGGAAGCCGAAUAUAAAAAUAUGCUAAGUGAGAAGCAACAAUUGAAAACGGAGUUGUAUGCAAAAUUUGGAAACAGGAUUGACCUCAACUGAGAGGUGUCUCUUUGCCCAAUUGGAGAAGCGUGCAAAAUGGCAGCCACAGGACUGUGUGGCACCCUAGUCG
Plasmodium vivax (malaria parasite P. vivax) is the source of this 1037-nucleotide messenger RNA. Its product is annotated as prefoldin subunit 4, putative. Bases 578 to 967 code for a protein of 129 amino acids. The transcript is spliced from 2 exons. Gene Ontology annotation, cellular component: prefoldin complex; cytoplasm. The record is from RefSeq and is a predicted model, not a curated record. NCBI's taxonomy places the organism in Eukaryota, Apicomplexa, Aconoidasida, Haemosporida, Plasmodiidae. Gene Ontology annotation, biological process: protein folding.